Molecule: messenger RNA, 2001 nt
Organism: Arvicanthis niloticus (Nile rat)
Lineage: Eukaryota; Metazoa; Chordata; Mammalia; Rodentia; Muridae
Source: RefSeq, a predicted model, not a curated record
AGGCACAGUAGAGGAGCCUUGAAAGACUCUCAAGUGGAGGGAAACUUGGAGGCCUGAAUUGCUGAGGGAAAGCUAAGAUGGACCUCAUCCCCAACCUUUCUAUAGAAACCUGGGUACUGCUGGCUACCAGCCUGGUGCUCUUCUACAUAUAUGGGACCUAUUCUCAUGGCCUGUUUAAGAAACUAGGAAUUCCUGGACCAAAACCUCUGCCUUUAUUUGGCACCAUUUUCAACUAUGUUGAUGGCAUGUGGAAAUUUGACGAUGAUUGCUAUAAAAAGUAUGGAAAAAUAUGGGGGUUUUAUGAUGGUCCACAGCCUAUGUUGGCUAUUAUGGAUCCAGAGCUCAUCAAAUUGGUGCUGGUGAAAGAAUGUUACUCAGUCUUCACAAACCGCCGGCCUUUUGGGCCAGUGGGAUUUAUGAAAAAGGCCAUUACCAUAUCUGAGAAUGAAGAAUGGAAAAGACUUCGAACACUCCUGUCUCCAACCUUCACCAGUGGCAAACUCAAGGAGAUGUUCCCCAUCAUGAGGCAGUAUGGAGAUAUAUUGGUGAGAAACUUGAGACAAGAAGAAAAGAAAGGGGAGCCCAUCAACACAAAAGACAUAUUUGGAGCUUAUAGCAUGGAUGUGAUCACUGGCACAUCAUUUGGAGUGAACGUUGAUUCCCUUAACAAUCCACAGGACCCCUUUGUGCAGAAAGCCAAGAAGAUCUUAAAAUUUAAGUUUUUUGAUCCAUUCCUUCUCUCUAUAGUUCUGUUUCCAUUUCUUACUCCAGUAUAUGAGAUCUUAAAUCUUUCCAUUUUUCCAAGACAAUCGAUGAACUUUUUCAAAAAAUUUGUAAAAAAGAUGAAGAAAGAUCGCCUUGAUUCAAACCAGAAGAACCGAGUGGAUUUUCUUCAACUGAUGAUGAAUACUCAGAACUCCAAAGGCCAAGAGUCCCAGAAAGCUCUUUCUGAUCUAGAAAUGGCAGCACAAAGUGUUAUUUUUAUUUUUGGGGGCUAUGAUGCCACAAGCACCUCCAUUUCCUUCAUAAUGUAUGAACUGGCCACUCGCCCUGAUGUGCAAAAGAAACUUCAGGAUGAGAUUGACAGAGCUCUGCCCAAUAAGGCACCUGUCACCUAUGAUGCCCUGAUGGACAUGGAGUACCUGGACAUGGUGGUGAAUGAAAGUCUAAGAUUGUACCCAAUUGCUACCAGACUAGAGAGAGUCUCAAAAAAAGAUGUGGACAUCAAUGGAGUGUUCAUUCCCAAAGGGAUUGUAGUUGUAAUACCAAUUUAUCCUCUUCAUCGGAAUCCUGAGUACUGGCCAGACCCUGAGGAAUUCCACCCUGAAAGGUUCAGCAAAGAAAACAAGAGUAACAUUAAUCCGUAUAUAUACCUGCCCUUUGGGAAUGGACCCAGGAACUGCCUUGGCAUGAGGUUUGCUCUCAUCAGCAUGAAACUUGCUGUCAUAGGAGUCCUGCAGAACUUCACUGUCCAGCCUUGUGAGGAGACACAGAUCCCCCUGAAGAUUAGCAGGCAACCUAUUUUCCAACCAGAAAAACCCAUCAUCCUAAAAGUUGUUUCAAGAAAUAAACCCAGAACUGGACCAUGAAUUUCCCUCAGGAACAAUGUUAUAUUCUUCAAGGAGACUGUUUCACAGAACACCAGAGAAUUUAAUGAACCUUAGAAUAAGACCAACAUAAUAUGUGCUUAAUCAGCUUUCCCUGAUGACUGAGUAUUCAGAAAUUCAUUGAACAUGGUCAGUGGCUCAGCAGUGUAUCAUCUAUUGUGUGAUUCAAAGGAAAUUAUUAACUCAAUAGUAGAUGCUGAGGCUCAUCUUCUGAAUCUUGUGGGACCAGCUUCACUCAUUCAAGUAAAUUCCAUCAAUUCUCAAUUCUAACUGCAGUAACUAUUUCUCUGUAGUUUUAUCAAUAGAAGCCAUUGUAAUGGCUGUUAAUAAAUGUGUAUCAAAUUUUCACUUUGUAAAAAUAUAUGACAUUAAGAAUAUGAAUAAAUGUAUCUUU